Messenger RNA from Salmo salar (Atlantic salmon), 2507 nucleotides. The record is from RefSeq and is a predicted model, not a curated record. NCBI's taxonomy places the organism in Eukaryota, Metazoa, Chordata, Actinopteri, Salmoniformes, Salmonidae.
CCAGCUCUCCUCUCCGUCACUUUCGAGCUCUUUUCAGACCUACGAGGAGCAUAAUGGCGAAAAUGAGGGUGUCAUACGAGUACUCGGAGGCGGAGGAUAAGAGUAUCCGACUAGGACUGUUCCUCAUCGUCUGUGGCAUCCUGUCCCUCUUUAUCCUCGGGUUCUGCUGGCUCAGUCCAACUCUACAGAGCAUGCAGAGCAAACCGGCCAACUGCACGGUGGUGUCCGUGCUCAGACCGGAGGAGAUGUUCGAGUGCGUGUUCACGUGCGGGUCGGACUGCAAGGGGACCUCGCUGUAUCCGUGUCUGCAGAUAUUCGUCAAUAAUUCCCAGUCGAACUCCGUGGCUCUGCUGCACUUUGAUGAACAGCAACUGGUGCUGAACCCAAAGUGCUCGUACGUUCCUCCAUGUGAGAGGGACAACCAGAAGAACAAGGACAAUGUUCUGUGGUGGGAGGACUACUGGACUAAAGAGGUCAGCUCCCAAUCCUUCACCUGUUUCUUCAACCAGCAGAGAAGGCCUGACGACGUACUGUGGCGGCGCUCCCACGAUGCCAGCGUCCUCCUCCACUGCGUCCUGUGGCCCAUGGUGAGCCUGCUGGUGGGCACCCUCAUCGUCCUUCUCACCGUGUGCGCCCGCAGCCUGGCCGUGCGCGCCGAGGCCAUCCAAAAGAGGAAGUGCUCGUACGAGCCGGCAGGCAACUCAGAGCAGGGCAAGACGCCGCCCAACACCAACACCGCCUCCUUCCGGACCCUGCCGAUGUUCGCUGUCCCUGUCCGACGCAGAGACCGGGAACAGGAACACUAGAUGGAUGGAUGGAUGGAUGGAUGGAUGGAUGAUGACUGUGGUCUCAGUGGUGGCUGUUGUGUGAUGAGGACCUCAUAAAAGCGUGGAAUGUUUGCACUUCCAAUUAUGACUGUUCUGAACACUCUCAUUCCGCUGGACUUGACUGGACUCGAGGCUCAUGCACCAGAAAUGCUUGUCUGUCUUGUCUUGGUGUGUUUGCCUACUUGUGUAAGAGCCAUUUUGUCAGUUCAACUCUCAGCUGGUGGGGGCCUUUUCUAAUGCUAUGUGUAUUACAAUGUGUUGGUUAUGUCUAUGAAGAAGCAAAAAUCCAAAAAGGACAAUGCCGCUUUCUGUCACUGGUCAUGUUUUGGACAGGUCUGUGUUACGUGUUGAGCCUCUGUGUCUCUGUGCUGAUUGUAAUGUUGUUUGCGUUUACUUCACUAGCUGAGCUCGGUCUCAAAGUUCAGAGUUCACUGACUUACAAACAGGAAAUGUCUGUGACCUUUGAACGCUCUUUAACUAGACUCUUCAUUACAAACCCCUGGUCGUAUGAAAGGAGGGAUUGUGAGGGCGUCCCGGCCAGGACCACCUGAGAAGAAUCUUCAACACCAGUUACACAAAAUGUCAAUGCUUUGUUUAGAGAGAAUGUGGUGAAAGGAAUUCUGGGAGAGUCCUUCUAAUCCCUGGGACUACAGAGCCAGAAGCAGACCUUGGUCUGAUCACCCUCAGCAUGAUGUACUGUCUUCUUCUCUGGGUGGUAUUAGGAAGUGUUUAAAUGCCUAUCUCACUGUUACUGUUCUUGAACACCCCGGGCCAGGAUUUAAACAAAUCGCAACAAUGCGUAUAUUACUUUUAAAGGCAUAUUGCGGUUUGUUUUGAUCCGGUUCCCCCUCUCUCCUCUCUGUACCACCUGCCUUUUACUAAACCUGUUUCUAACAAGGCUUCUUUAAGGCAUCUGUCCAACUACAGCCAACCCAACCGCCAUGGAUGGAAUAUGUCUGUUGUUCGUUUUCAGUUGGUUGCCGCAGGACAUGUUUGAACCUAUUUUGUCCCGAUUCAAUAUGUAGAAUGGGCCACGGACAGUUGGUCUGGGUUCGGGACAAAACUUGGGAUAGGUAGUUUGUCUGUGGUUGGAUAGAUGUGCAGAUGCCUUGACUGUAGCAACUUCCUCUGCAGUCUGUCUUCUGUCUUACCUUCUGUCAGUUAGUGGUUUUAGUUUUUUUACGAUGCAAAUUGAAUGGUUUUCUUACCACAGUAGCAGACUUUUGCACCGUUUUGAAUAGUUUGUCGUCUGUAUGUGUUACCGUAAGCUCUCCGAUUGGUUUGAACAGUUAGUACCUCCAGUUAGUGUUUUCCAUCGAUUGGAUAAAAAAAGAAAGCUGAUCUGACUAAAAAUCGUUAGACCUACCUACCUUGCUCCAAGAAAAGGUUUGCUCUCUCAAUUGCAUUAAUCGGACGUACAGAAGUUUUUACUUGUGUAUUUUCUACAAAAGAAGUAGCUAAGACAUUGUUGUCCUUUGCUAAAAGAUGAAUGAUAUUUCAUACAUAAAGCCAUAUGCUGAACAUGUGAUUGCAGUAAGAGACAGCUCUAGGGGAGGUCAUGUUUCUCAGUCCUCUUAGAAUAGGAGCUGUAACAGUUGUACUAAACAAACAUAUUUUGUGUUGGAAAGAGAAUGUUUUUUAAAAAGCCAAUCCAUUAAAACGUCUGCUGCAUAAUGAUGA